AUGGUGAAUGGGAUCCAUGUAGUUGACUGUGUAGGAGAAGAAAAUAGAAACCGUUUUCCUGACAACAAAGAAGAGUCUGAUAGCAAUGUCAACCAAGGAGUGGAUGAAGAAAAGGAAGAAGAAAGGAUCAUGGAAAAAUGCAUUCCGUGGUUUCCAUUACAACCACAGAAAAAGAGGCUGAAGAGAGUAAUGGUAGAUCGAUUAAGUGACUUAAAUGACUCGGUAAUACUCCACAUACUUUCUUUCUUAAACGUGCAGGAGGCAGUUUGUACUAGUGUAUUGUCGACAAGAUGGAAAUCCCUUUGGACUUCUCUGUCGACACUCAUGUUUCACAACCGUUGCUCUUCCAAGAGUAAGCCAUUUGUUGAGAGGGUCACUAGAACGCUAGAGAAUUAUAGGGCUGGCUAUAUGAAAAAGUUUGCUGUUGAUUUUAUGUACAAUAGAUGCUAUGAUAGCCAAGUUGAUAACUGGAUAUUGUUGGCUAUACAACAUAAGGUGGAAGAUCUUGAUUUACGGUUUCAUUUGUGCUCAACACCCUACAAAUUGCCUCAUCAUGUAUACCAUGCCCCAUCAAUAACAAAUUUGAGCCUGCUGAAUUGCAUUUUGGGGUUAAACGGAGCUGUUGCAUGGAGAUCACUCAAGAGUUUAUCUAUCACGAAAGUGGACUUAGCUGAGGGCACCAUUGAAAUGAUUUUAUCUGGUAGUCCUGUUCUAGAGUUCUUGAAAAUAAAUGCAUGCCGGCGCAUGAAGAAUUUAACUAUCAACUCUACAAGUGUAAAAACAUUGGUGAUACAAAAUUGUGAUGCUGAAUUUUCUGAUUUGCUGUUGGAAAUAUCAGCGCAAUAUAUUCAGUCACUUCACAUUCUGGGUACUACCCACAGCAGAGGCUUUCAGCUGAUAAAUGUCUCAUCUCUUGUUACUGCAAAAAUUAAUUACUACUCGGAUGCUCUGUGUCAUUGUGCAAAACAACUUCUUGAAAGCCUCCACCAUGUCAAGGAAAUCAACUUGGGGCCUUAUUGCAUUCAGAUGCUUUCCAUGGGGGAGAUAAUUUGCUGGCCAACUCCACCUACACGUUGGAAAAGUUUAGUGCUAACAGCACAUUUGGAUGAAGUGGAUACACCUAGGAUUUUUAGACUUCUGCUAAAUUCCCCAAGCAUCGAGACACUAAUCGUAAACAGAACCCGUGACGGCUGCUCAGAUCUUUUACUUAAUUCAGAUGUUCCUGCGGUAGGUAUACUCUUCGGAUUCCCAAAAGUUUCUGGUAUCACGUUGCUGCGUCUAAAGACAGUGAAAUUCACUGGCUACCCAGGAGACAUAGGUCUUGGGGCAUCCACUCUUGAACUGAUACUAUUCUUGCUUGAAAAUGCAAGUACACUAGAAAAGUUAAUUAUAGUUGUUAGUCCAGGAACAGAUUACAGACGAGACGAAGAGACUCUGCUAAAUUUACCAAGAGCUUCUCCCCAUGCUGAAAUUAUAUUCCGUCGUCAAAUAGUGUAUUGA
Molecule: messenger RNA, 1500 nt
Organism: Fraxinus pennsylvanica
Lineage: Eukaryota; Viridiplantae; Streptophyta; Magnoliopsida; Lamiales; Oleaceae
Source: the annotation of a GenBank genome assembly